Molecule: messenger RNA, 2736 nt
Organism: Brienomyrus brachyistius
Lineage: Eukaryota; Metazoa; Chordata; Actinopteri; Osteoglossiformes; Mormyridae
Gene: chrna3
Product: cholinergic receptor, nicotinic, alpha 3
Exons: 6
Coding region: 57-1694 (545 amino acids)
Biological process (GO): regulation of membrane potential; chemical synaptic transmission; signal transduction
Cellular component (GO): synapse; postsynaptic membrane; neuron projection
Molecular function (GO): acetylcholine-gated monoatomic cation-selective channel activity; transmembrane signaling receptor activity
Source: RefSeq, a predicted model, not a curated record
CUCCGCCGGGACCUUAGGAGCAGAGUUAUCGCCCACUGGAGUAAUUUCAGACGAAAAUGGUAAAACAUUGGGUGAUUGCUCAUAUCUGUUCCGUUCUCCUUUUCCUUCUAUCAGGAGGUUCCUGUUCUGAGGCUGAACACAGGCUGUUCUCGGUCAUAUUCUCCCAUUAUAAUCAGUACAUCCGCCCUGUAGAGAAUGUGUCCGACCCGGUCAUUGUACAUUUCGAGGUGUCUAUGUCGCAGCUUGUCAAAGUGGAUGAAGUCAAUCAGAUCAUGGAAACCAACUUGUGGCUGCGACACGUCUGGAAUGACUACAAAUUGAAGUGGGAUCCCAAACAGUUUGGAGGCGUGGAAUUUAUCAGGGUGCCUUCCAACAAAAUUUGGAAACCAGACAUUGUUCUCUACAAUAAUGCAGUGGGGGACUUUCAGGUGGAUGACAAAACUAAGGCCUUACUGCGCUACAAUGGAGAAGUGACCUGGAUUCCUCCUGCCAUCUUCAAGAGCUCCUGCAAGAUUGACGUUACCUACUUCCCCUUCGACUAUCAGAACUGCACCAUGAAGUUCGGCUCCUGGACUUAUGACAAAGCUAAGAUUGACCUGGUCCUAAUCGGAUCGACCAUCAAUCUAAAGGACUUCUGGGAGAGUGGUGAGUGGAUGAUCAUUGAUGCUCCAGGCUACAAACAUGACAUCAAAUACAACUGCUGUGAAGAGAUCUAUCCAGACAUCACCUACUCCCUCUAUAUCCGUCGACUUCCACUGUUUUAUACAAUAAACAUGAUCAUUCCUUGCCUGCUAAUCUCCUUCCUGACUGUGCUGGUGUUCUACCUGCCCUCAGACUGUGGGGAGAAGGUCACACUCUGUAUCUCAGUGCUACUGUCCCUCACCGUGUUCCUGCUGGUCAUCACCGAGACCAUCCCCUCUACCUCGCUAGUUAUCCCGCUCAUUGGCGAGUACCUCCUCUUCACUAUGAUCUUCGUGACCCUCUCCAUUGUCAUCACGGUGUUUGUAUUAAAUGUGCACUACCGCACGCCUAAGACACACACCAUGCCCCACUGGGUGCGUCACAUUUUCCUGGGUUUGUUACCCAGGGUGAUGUUCAUGGCCCGUCCCGAGAGAGACCCUGAGAGAUUAGCUUCUUGCGCACAGCCGCUUUCUCCAUUGCCCUAUGGGUCACCCAUAGCUGGUUCCCUGCCACGUCCCAAGCUGCACAAUGUCAACUCCAGUCUACACCAACGUCAGCGUCUCCUCUUCAGCACCGAGCUCUCUAACCUCAACAACCUGAACAGCAACUCCGCAAAAGUCGGGACGGGCUUCCUCUGUCGGGAGGGACGCUGCAACUGCUGCUGGCGGCAGAGGACUACCAAGCUGCCCACCGGUGGGAGUGGAGGAGUCAUGGGGCUGGGGACCAUCUCCACUGCAGGUGGUAGUGGGAGCUCCUGUACCAGUUCAGAGUCCCUGGAUGGUGGAAAUGUGUCUCUGCCCACUCUCUCAGUAGAAGUGAGGGAAGCUAUUGAAAGUGUCAAGUACAUAGCUGAGAACAUGAGGAUACAAAAUGAAGCCAAGGAGGUUCAAGAUGACUGGAAGUAUGUUGCCAUGGUGAUUGAUAGGAUCUUCUUAUGGGUUUUUAUUCUCGUGUGCAUUCUAGGCACUGCAGGCCUUUUUCUUCAGCCUCUUUUACUGGGAGAUGACAUCUGACAUACAAAAAUGACUGUUCUGGAGGAGGUGAAGAUUUUAAACCGAGAGCGUAGUUAGAGUGUGGAAUUGUUAUGAAGUCACAUAGGUCAAAUCUAGAAUCAACAUGAAGCCACAUGUACAAGCAAGCUGGGGUCACAAUCCAAAGCCUUGCAGUACGGCUUUGCAGUAGAGAUGCUUCGUGCUCACUUCUUCAGUGUAAUGUUUUGACAUUGUUGGCGUGUUUAUAGAGUUUAAGAGAUCUUCUGACCUCGGAUAUAUUGAGAAGGUGAAGGGGAGGACAUAGUUCCUGGUUCCUGCAUUGGGUUCUCAGUUCCCUUCCAUUUUGUAUGGUGUUUGUACUACUGCUAACAAGAUGAGGACAUUUCAGGUCCAGAACGUAGAAAUCCAGACCGAGAUUUUGCUUCAACCAACCCUGUGACAGUGACUCUUUAGACCAGGGGUGGCCAAUCUUAUCUGCAAAGGGCCAGUGUGUGUGCAGGUUUUUGGGGUGACCUUUAGGUCAGCUGUUCAAACCCAGGUGUGAGGACUCUUCAGUCAAUCAGUCCUCUAAUUACUGACCUACUUAGGGAGUUUCAGCCAAAACCUAUAUACACACCGGCCCUUUGCGGAUAAGACUGGCCACCCCUGCUUUAGACUCAACUGGUUGGUUGAAACAAAAUCUUAGUCUGAAUUUUUACUUUUUGGACCUGAAAUGUCAAUUUCUGGACUGUUGGGUAAUAGUGUUACCCAAGUGCGCAGACUUAUACACUUAAGUAUAGAAUGAAGUGUAUUGGGGGCCUCUGUUCACUGCUCCUGUAAAACAGCAGUAUGGUGUACUUUGUCUAAUUUUCAUUUAUUUUAUUUGCUUUAGAAGUACUUAAAUUUACAAAUGCAUUUCUCAUAUUACUGACCUUUAACGAUCAAUGUUCUAUUAGAUUUCCAUGAAAAUGCGCAAAGACAGCGUUUGUUUGUUCAUUACUCUGGUUCCACAUUUUUAAAAGAGUGUUUCUUUCUCAAGCUAUUAAUUAGCUUUAUGGACAAAGGCUAACUUAAAUAAAGAAAA